Temnothorax curvispinosus is the source of this 1157-nucleotide messenger RNA. Its product is annotated as protein toll-like. Bases 25 to 1119 code for a protein of 364 amino acids. Gene Ontology annotation, cellular component: extracellular matrix. NCBI's taxonomy places the organism in Eukaryota, Metazoa, Arthropoda, Insecta, Hymenoptera, Formicidae. The record is from RefSeq and is a predicted model, not a curated record. Gene Ontology annotation, molecular function: protein binding. The transcript has a single exon.
CUUUUCUAAUUUCAGACUACAGAUAUGCAGUUUCUAUCGAGUAAUAUCAAAGUGGAUUUGACUCACAAUAAAAUAAAGCACAUCUUCCUACGCGAUGCCGAAUUCACAGUAAUUGAUACACAGGCUUCUCAAGACGCGAUAAUAUUAGUAGAUGAUAAUCCGUUAGAAUGCGAUUGUCGAUUGUACGACUUUCUGCGUUAUAUCGAGGGCAGAAUGCAUCCUAAAGUCCAAAAUUAUUUCCACAUAAUACCAGGAAAUUUAACUUGCCAAAGCCCGGACGAGUUGAAGAAUGUGCGCGUUACGGACUUGAAUUCUAAAACAUUCACGUGUGUGCUAAAGGAACCCAAAGUGUGUCCCGAAAAGUGCGACUGUUUUUUAAGACCCGAGGACAGAGCGUUCAUAUUCGACUGCUCUCACAAAAACUUGACUAGUGUGCCAAGCGAUAUAAAAAUCAUAGGAUUUUUCAACAACAUCCCCGGAUUACAGUUGCUCGAAUUGAGCGAUAAUGCUCUGCAAUCGAUAGAACCAGGUACAUUCGACAAUCUGAUAAAUCUGUUGUUUCUCAAUUUAUCGGAAAAUCAUUUAACCGAGCCUCGGUCGGGAAUUUUCGACGAGCUCGUCGCUCUCAAGAGCCUCGAUCUCAAUACGAAUUACAUGGUCAAGUUACCGGAAGACAUCUUCGCAAAGCUCAAAAACCUCAGGGAUCUCAAAUUAUUUCGAAACAAUUUCACAAAUUUACCGAGGAAUCUGUUACGAAAUAACAUGAAACUACGCAUUUUUACUCUGUUUGAGAACAAGCGAAAUAUGACUACCUUGCCAGAUGCAUUUUUCGCUAAUUUAACGAAACUGGAGAUGUUGAAAUUGAAAAGGAACGGAUUUGUCACGCUACCGGAAGAUCUCUUCUGGGGAUGUACUUCGUUAAUUAAUAUCAAUUUGGAACGAAACUAUCUUCGAACCUUACCUAGAUAUAUAUUCCGGGAUUUGAAGGGACUCAAAAUUUUGGAAUUGAAUUUUAACGAUCUUCAAAGUUUGCCCGAUUAUAUCUUCUUGAAUACGGAGCAUUUAGUAAAAUUAGAUUUAUCAAAAAAUCGAAUUACCUCCAUUUCCAAGUACGUUUAAAUGACUGUUAUUAUACGAACGAUAACAAUUGCUUGUGU